This is a messenger RNA of Momordica charantia (bitter melon), 3074 nucleotides long. Its product is annotated as EIN3-binding F-box protein 1. Lineage: Eukaryota; Viridiplantae; Streptophyta; Magnoliopsida; Cucurbitales; Cucurbitaceae. Gene Ontology annotation, molecular function: protein binding. The record is from RefSeq and is a predicted model, not a curated record. Gene Ontology annotation, biological process: SCF-dependent proteasomal ubiquitin-dependent protein catabolic process. Gene Ontology annotation, cellular component: SCF ubiquitin ligase complex.
UUCUCAAUAGUCAAUAAGACCUCUCUUUGGUUCAUUCUCUACCUUUCAUUUUUCUCCAUACCUUCUUCUUCUUCUUCUUCUCUUUUGUUUCCUUUUUUUUUCCCCUAUCUGAUAGGGUUUCCAUGAAAAUUUAGCAUCCAUUCGCCUCAUGCAUCAGCUCUCUUCAUCUGAAAACUUGGUGAUCGCCGUCUUCACCUGUGUUGUGCCUCUCUUUUUUGCUCUCUUUGGAGGGUUUUUUGGUGGCGUGCUACCGACAGUUCAAUUUUUGGGUUUCGUCAAGCGGUACCCAUGUCUAAGAUCUUUGGUUUUACUCUCACAGAGAGUGAAGAUUUUUUCCCUGGGGCAGCGAUCUAUCCAAACCCCAAGGAUGCUAAUCUCUUUUUGUCCCUUGGUCGCCAUGUGGAUGUUUAUUAUCCUCUCCGCAAGAGGUCACGAGUCAGCGCCCCAUUUGUGCCUAGUGGAGAAAUACUCAAAAAGAAGGAGACAUCUAUUGAAGUUCUUCCAGACGAGUGCCUCUUUGAGAUCUUCAGACGCCUGCCUGAUAGAGAGACGAGGAGCCUCUGUGCUUGUGUUUCUAAACGCUGGCUCAUGCUUCUAAGCAGCAUAAGUGGAAAUGAAUUUUGCAGCACUUCCGAAAAUUUGAAGCCUAAGACUGUUUCGACUGGAAUCGAGGCUGAUAACCAACCCGAGAGCGAUGGAUAUCUUUCUCGAAACUUGGAGGGGAAGAAGGCAACGGAUGUUAGACUAGCUGCCAUAGCAGUAGGAAAUGCUAGUUGUGGUGGCUUGGGGAAGCUGUCAAUUCGUGGCAGCAAUCAUGGCUCUGAGGUUACAAACCUUGGCCUUAAGGCAGUUUCCCACGGAUGUCCUUCCCUUAAAGCUAUUUCUUUGUGGAAUCUGUUCUCUAUAGGAGAUGAAGGUCUGAUUGAAAUUGCCAAGGGAUGUCACCUCCUAGAGAAGCUUGAUUUAUGUGAAUGUCCUGGAAUUUCGAACAAGGCACUGCUGGAGCUUGCCAAAAAUUGCCCUAAUCUGACUGAUAUAACAAUGGAGUCUUGCGCAAACAUUGGUAACGAAAGCCUUCAAGCUCUUGGGCAGUAUUGUUCCAAUUUGAAGUCUAUUUCAGUCAAAGACUGCCCUCUUAUUGGGGAUCAAGGAAUAUCAAGCUUGUUGUCUUCCACCUCUUACACCUUAAACAAGGUGAAGCUCCAGGGUUUAAAUGUCACUGAUGUGUCGCUUGCUGUCAUCGGACACUACGGAAAGGCAGUUACGGACCUUAUGCUUACUGGCCUCACAAAUGUUACUGAGAGAGGAUUUUGGGUCAUGGGCAAUGGUCAUGGUUUGCAAAAGUUGAGAUCAUUUACACUUACAUCUUGCCAUGGUGUGACCGAUGUUGGGCUACAAUCCAUUGGAAAGGGAUGCCCAAACUUGAGGAAAUUCUGCCUCCGCAAGUGUUCGUUUUUAUCCGACAAUGGAAUGGUCUCUUUUGCUCAGGCUGCAGCCUCUAUUGAGAACUUGCAAUUAGAAGAGUGCCAUAGGAUAACCCAGCUGGGUUUAUUUGGUACCCUCCUAAACUGUGGUGCAAAAUUGAAGAUUCUUUCUCUAGUUAACUGCUUAGGGAUCAAGGAUUUGAGUCUGAACUUGCCUUCAUUGCCCCCGUGCAAGUCCUUGCAAUCAAUAUCCAUCUGCAAUUGCCCUGGGUUUGGUAAUGCAAGCUUAACUCUGCUGGGCAAGCUGUGCCCCAAGCUGCAGCAUGUGAACUUAACUGGGCUGAAUGGUAUUACAGAUUCUGGGCUAUUACCAAUGCUUAAAAACUGUGAGGCAGGAUUGGUAAAGGUCAAUCUAAGUGGUUGCGUGAACCUAACCGACAAAGUGAUUUCGUCCUUGGCCGAGCUUCAUGGUUGGACUCUUGAAUUGCUCAACCUUGGUGGUUGUUCGAAGGUCUCUGAUGCAAGCUUAGUGGCAGUUGCGGAGAACUGUCAAUUGCUCAAUGAUCUUGACAUGUCCAAGUGCCGUAUCACUGAUUUUGGGAUUGCAGCCCUUGCACGAGCUAACCAGUUCAACCUACAGAUCCUUUCUGUGUUCGGGUGUCCUGCCUUAACUGACAAGAGCUUGCCUGCUCUUGCAAGAUUGGGCGACUCCCUUUUGGGCUUGAAUCUUCAGCAGUGCAAUUCAGUCAGCACUAGGAGUGUUGAGCUUCUUUUGGCUCAGCUCCAUCGUUGCGAUAUCCUUUACUGAGCAGCAGCAGGAAAGCUCUAUUCCAGAAUUAGCCAAAAAGUGAUAACAGAUGGAGGAAUCCAUCUUAAGCAGGUAGCUUUAAAAAAAUUAUCGGGGCAUUAUCAGUAGACUGUAGUUUUUGGGUCCAUGGGUAUGGGUCUUCGUCAUCUAGUAACCUGGUUGGUUCCAUUUUCCAGGGGAUAUGGUCAUUCUCUCUUUUUUUACAGAUUUCCCUUGAAUGGGGUCUGUUUUUUAAGUGUUUUGGCUCUCUCAUGAGAUGUCUCCCACUUUGAUAGAUGGCCAGCCUUCCCUGAGCUUUCCAGUUUCCGGAUCCAACGUUACUAAGUUCUCUGUGUUUAUUCGGGUAAUCAGUAUCUCGGUUUUUUGUCCCACUUGUGUUGUGCUAUGCAUGGGUGAGGAUUUUCUCAGGUGCCAAUUCCCGAGUCAUGUUUCAGCGUGUUUGUUUCAGUAGCGUUUGGAUUUUUAUUUUCCUCAAAGGGUGGGCUUAUGAUUGCCUAGUUGAAUCGUCUUCCUGGUUGCUGUUAGCAGUUCCAGUAUUUGGUGCCGUAUUACUCAUGGGGCCUUGGUUGUGGCAGCGGGUUAUACAAGUCUGCCACCACAAUCUUCUUGUUCGCAAGGGAUUGUUUUUUAGUUCAUACCAGGCCUUGGUUUUUCAGGUACCGAUUUUUAAGGAACUCUGCUUUCUGCGACUAAGUUGUAUGUAAUGACUGACAGAUCAGCCUAUCAUUUGUGUUGUAACUUGUAAGUUUCAUAUGCUAUAUUAUUAAUAAAUGAGAACUUGCGUUAUGUUUUUAUUUGUAAUGAUCUGGGCAAUGCAAUGAUAUAUGUUUGGCGUUGGUUUC